Hemicordylus capensis (graceful crag lizard) is the source of this 2265-nucleotide messenger RNA. It is a transcript of the gene MOXD1, whose product is annotated as monooxygenase DBH like 1. The transcript has 12 exons. The record is from RefSeq and is a predicted model, not a curated record. Gene Ontology annotation, cellular component: secretory granule membrane. Gene Ontology annotation, biological process: octopamine biosynthetic process; dopamine catabolic process; norepinephrine biosynthetic process. The coding region runs from base 107 to 1945 and encodes 612 amino acids. Gene Ontology annotation, molecular function: copper ion binding; dopamine beta-monooxygenase activity. NCBI's taxonomy places the organism in Eukaryota, Metazoa, Chordata, Lepidosauria, Squamata, Cordylidae.
GAAGCAGCCGCGCUUCAGCUCCAGUCGAAGCAGGCAAGCGGUGCGCUGCGCGCUGGCGCCAAUUCUGCCUCCGAGGGCUGGAGCGCGCGCGCGGCCGGAGAGGAGGAUGCACCGCUGGGCGCUGCUGCUGCUGCUCUUUCUCUUAUGUGCGCUGCCGCCUGCCCGCGGGCGCCACUACCCGCAUAGCGCCGUGCUGGACGGGGCGUCCCGCUACCGGCUCUCGUGGGCUCACCAGGGCAGCACCAUCGCCUUCCGCCUGGAGGUGCGCACUCAGGGCUACGUAGGCUUCGGCUUCUCCCCCACCGGAGCCAUGGCAUCGGCGGAUAUCGUGCUGGGCGGAGUGGACGGGGGCAAGCCAUAUCUGCAGGAUUAUUUUACAGCUGCAGAUAGAACAUUGAAAAAGGACUCUCAGCAGGACUACCAUCUGGAGUACGCUGUGGAAAAUAGUACCCAUACCAUACUAGGUUUCAACCGUCAGCUUCGCACUUGUGACCCCAAUGACAAGAGUAUUACGGAGAGCACAGUAAGGGUGAUAUGGGCAUACCAUGACAAAGACUUUAGAAAAGGAGGUCAGAAUUACCAUGGUUCAAAUCGUGGGACAAAGAGUUUGCGCUUAUUGAACCCUGAGAAGACUGCUAUUACCUCUCCCUCUUUGCCCUACUUUGACUUGACAAACCAAGACGUGCCUAUACCAGACAAAGACACAACAUAUUGGUGCCAAAUGUUUAAGAUACCUGCAGUGCAUGAAAAGCACCAUGUGAUAAAGGUUGAACCACUGAUAGAGAAAGGCCAUGAGAAUGUGGUACAUCACAUUCUACUCUAUCAAUGUAGCAGCAGUCUAAAUGAUAGCAUAUUGGAUUAUGGUCAUGAAUGCUAUCAUCCAAACAUGCCGGAUUCUUUCCUCACCUGUGAAACAGUCAUUUUUGCUUGGGCCAUUGGAGGAGAGGGUUUUACAUAUCCACCUCACGUUGGCUUAUCCCUUGGCACGGCAACAGAUCCUCAGUAUGUGCUUAUGGAAGUCCACUAUGACAAUCCAUCAUAUCUGGAAGGAAUGAUAGAUAACUCCGGACUGAGGCUAUUUUAUACUCCAGACUUAAGGAGAUACGAUGCUGGAGUUAUUGAAGCGGGUCUUUGGGUCAGCCUCUUCCACAACAUCCCACCAGGCAUGCCUGAAUUCAUGUCAGAGGGUCACUGCACUCUGGAAUGCCUGGAAGAAGCCUUGGAUGCUGAAAAGCCGACUGGGAUUCAUGUGUUUGCAGUUCUUCUCCAUGCACACCUUGCUGGAAGAGCUAUAAGGAUGCGCCAUUUCCGCAAAGGAGAAGAACAGCAGCUGCUGGCCUAUGAUGAUGACUUUGACUUCAACUUCCAGGAGUUUCAGUAUCUAAAAGAAGAAAGAACCAUCUUGCCGGGAGAUAAUUUGGUCACUGAAUGUCACUACAGCACUCUUGAUCGAUCACAUAUGACUUGGGGUGGUCUUAGCACCAGAAAUGAAAUGUGCCUUUCUUACCUUCUGUACUACCCAAGAAUAAAUCUUACCCGGUGUGCAAGUAUUCCAGACAUAAUGGAACAACUUCAAUUUAUUGGUGUUAAAGAAAUAUACAGACCAGUAAGGACUUGGCCAUUCAUUAUCAAGAGUCCAAAACAAUACAGAAACCUCUCUUUCAUGGAUGCAAUGAACAAGUUUAAGUGGUCCAAAGAACAGGGUCUCUCCUAUAAUGACUUUGUUCUUAGGUUGCCAGUGAAUGUAAGAUGCACCAAGACUGACAAUGCAGAGUGGACGAUACAAGGAAUGAUGGCUUUACCACCUGAAAUUGACAGACCGUAUGUGACAGAGCCAAUUAUAUGUAGCUCAUCUUCUUGUUUAAACGGCAGAAGAUUUUUAACCCUCUUGAUUGCUCUGUACAUCUCAGCCACUGCUCCAAGGAAUAGUGGGCCCUUUGUAUAAUAAUCCUGAUCAUACUCAUAUAUGUUCUCUGUGCCAUGCAAGUCCUGAUACGUUUGCACUGUUGCUCUUGUAGAGUUAUUUUUUUACAUGUUCAUAAACUAAAUCUGUUUCAAAAAAUGUCGAUGCCCUUUGAAAGAAAAAUUACUGGUUUUUUUAAUUUACAAUAUAUUCUGUACAUAAAUUUCAUGGCUUUGUGACAUAUUAUUGAAAUUGAUUUAUAUAGUUCCAUUUGAUUCAUCCUGGCACAUCACUUUGUGACUACAAAAGCUGCUCUGUAUUUGGAUACCAUUGUAAUAAACUAAACUUUAUCUACGUAACCU